UGGCGGCGGGAAGCGUACGCUGCUACGCUUAAUAUCAACAAUUUUCAAAGAAAUAUAUUCUGUUCUUUAUUGAAAUUCUCUAAAACGAAAUGAAUAUCCUGCUGGGUUUGAUUUUGCUGCAAGGCAUAUAUCACAGCUACGCCCAAGAAAUUUUUGGCUAUUGUACAACGCCAACGGAUCAAAGUGGCACUUGCAUCCAUCUCACAGAAUGCAACUAUCUCUUUGAGCUGGUCCAAAAGCGCACCAUAUCUGCAGCCAAUCGCGCUCUGCUGCAGAACAGCCAAUGCGGCUAUCGGAAUGGUCAGGUGCUGAUUUGCUGCGCCAACAGCCGCAGACUUAGCCAGCAGCCCGUGUGGGGCCAGCCUGCGCCCAAACCGCAGCCACAGCCUCAACCGCAGCCACAGCCGACCACCACGCCCACAACGCCCACAAGGCGCUCCAAUUUGCUGCCGCAGGUGCCGAACUGUGGCGACAACUUUGGCGAUCGGAUCGUGGGCGGCGUGGAUACCGGCAAGAAGGAUUUCCCCUGGAUGGCGCUCAUCGAGUAUACGAAACCGGGCAACGUGAUUGGACACCAUUGCGGCGGUUCGCUGAUCAACAACCGUUAUGUGCUGACAGCGGCGCAUUGUGUGUCUGCGAUACCGGACAAUUGGCGGCUGACGGGCGUGCGUCUGGGCGAAUGGGACACGACCAUGAAUCCGGACUGCACCACGGAGCGAAGCGGCAAGACGGACUGCAAUGAUCCAUAUGUGGAUGUGGGUGUGUCUGAGAUAAUACCGCAUCCCCAAUAUCCGGGCAAUGCACGGGAUCAGCUGCACGACAUUGCGCUGCUGCGUUUAAUACGGCAAAUCGCCUUCACGGAUUUCAUUUCGCCCGUUUGCCUGCCCAUCAAGCCGGAGCACCAGAAUACCAUUUUCCUGGGCCGUAAAAUGAUUGUCGCCGGCUGGGGACGCACCGAGACCAAUUCCACAUCGAACGUGAAGAAAAAGGCUGAACUAGAAUCGGUGGCUACGGCGGAAUGCAAUCGCCGUUAUCAGACCCAGCGGCGCACCGUGACCUCCAGCCAGAUCUGCGCCGGCGGCGUCGAAGGCAUCGAUUCGUGCCGCGGCGAUUCCGGCGGACCUUUGAUAAUGGAGGACUUCAAUGAGGGAUACGGCAAUUACUAUCUCACCGGCGUUGUGUCCUACGGGCCGACCCCAUGCGGCCUUUCUGGCUGGCCGGGCGUUUACACACUUGUGUCCACGUACAUUGAAUGGAUUGAGAGCACGAUUAAAGCAUAAGAUCGUUACACUAUUGUACAAGCUGGUUAAAACCGAUUGAUUAUUAAAAUAUGCGAAAUAUGAAA
Messenger RNA from Drosophila virilis, 1345 nucleotides. RefSeq names its product Melanization Protease 1. Gene Ontology annotation, molecular function: serine-type endopeptidase activity. Gene Ontology annotation, biological process: proteolysis. The record is from RefSeq and is a predicted model, not a curated record. NCBI's taxonomy places the organism in Eukaryota, Metazoa, Arthropoda, Insecta, Diptera, Drosophilidae.